Protopolystoma xenopodis is the source of this 306-nucleotide messenger RNA. The record is from the annotation of a GenBank genome assembly. NCBI's taxonomy places the organism in Eukaryota, Metazoa, Platyhelminthes, Monogenea, Polystomatidea, Polystomatidae.
AUGGAUUUAAUCGCCUCUCGACAAAUGCAUCCAUCUGUCAGCUGGAUUACCCUACUAGCGAGCAACUUGAAUCUUGAUUCAAUCACUCCAAACUCGAACAGCGAAGUCGGUCAUCCUCUUCAUGAUUUCUCCGUACGUAUGCCAUAUUUCCUUUUAAUCAAGUUUUCUCCUUCAUUGAUAUGGAUGCUUUGGGAACGGAAAUCUACUCAAGCAUUGAUGUCUGGUCCAGUCGGCCUCGUUUCAAUCGGCUGCGGCCUCGACCAAUUGCUAACUUCUUUCAGCUAUCCCGUAAGCUCAUUUUAUUAA